Messenger RNA from Eptesicus fuscus (big brown bat), 987 nucleotides. RefSeq names its product leucine rich single-pass membrane protein 1 (gene LSMEM1). The record is from RefSeq and is a predicted model, not a curated record. Bases 71 to 556 code for a protein of 161 amino acids. The transcript has 4 exons. NCBI's taxonomy places the organism in Eukaryota, Metazoa, Chordata, Mammalia, Chiroptera, Vespertilionidae.
ACCUUGCCCUGCCCGCGCGCUGGGUGAGGCCUGAGCGCCGUGGUCGCGGCGGCAGCCUGCUCCUGCUCGGAUGUUUGUCUCGGGGAGCGCGCCGGCGGCCCUGCUGGAGACGGGCCGGCCCCCACGGUCACAGCGGCCGGAUAAGGUCAUCAGCUUCAGGACCAUGCAGCGCUCCUCCCGGGACUCGGGCGCCCGCGGCAUCCCCGUCCCCGAGGACAGGAAGCUUUACGUCGUGGACUCCAUAAACGACCUGCACAGACUCAACUUCUGCCCCGCGGGGUCCCAGCACCUGCUCCCGCCGGAGGAGAAGACCCCCGAGGCUGGCUCUCGCUCCGGCCAUGGGCGCUCCCGCCUGCUCUUCCUGGGGCUGGUCCUGGCGCUGGUCGUCAGCCUGGUGCUGGUGGCCUUGGUGACCUUCCUCAUAAUUCAGACCGGAAGCAAGAUGGACAACGUGUCGAGAAGACUGGCAGCCGAGGGGAAGGACAUAGACGAGCUCAAGAAACUCAACAGCAUGAUCGUCAAGCGGCUCAACCAACUGGAGGCGGCACAGAACUAGAGAGACAUCUCCCCGGAGCAGCUGCCGACCCCGAGCUUCCACGCGGCGGGGCCUGUGCGGGGCCAGAAGCCGAGCCCCUGUUCCUGCAGGCAGCCCCCCAUCCGGGCAGAGAGCCCGUCCCGGGUUCAGCCCUGCCCUGGAUGGGAACCGCCGCGCGGCAAGGGUGUGGGACUAGCAGCCACAGGGACUCCUUUCACGCCCGGCCUUCCGCUGUAGAGGGUGAGGGGUGGCUGGCCUGAAGGACACCCAGCAGGAGGCCCGAGGACCGGCCCUGCGCCCAUUCUCUUACCAAAGUGCUUCCUCACCAGAGCGAGGUCACGGCCCCAGGGAGGUUCCGGGGCCUCCCACGCCUUUGUACGCUCCCCCGAUGAGUGACAGCAUUCCUGUCCCGGGAACCCGAUGAAGACAGAUCAUCCUUUCAAUAAAAGAGA